AUAUGGCAAGAAUGAAGAAGGAUGGAGGAGAGCAGUGUGGGAGAAGAACAUGAAGAUGACUGAGCAGCACAAUCAGGAAUACAGCCAAGGGAACAACUUCACAAUGGCCAUGAGCACCUUUGGAGACAUGACCAGUGAAGAAUUCAGGCAGGUGGUGAAUGGCUUCCAAUACCAGAAGCACACGAAGGGGAAAGUGUUCCAGGAACCUCUGUUUCAUGAUAUCCCCAAAUCUGUGGAUUGGAGAGAGAAAGGCUAUGUGACUCCUGUGAAGGAUCAGUACAGCUGGGGCUCUGGAAGGACAGGUGUUUGGAAAACUGAGAAACUAGUUUUACUGAGUGUGCAGACCUGGUGGACUGCUCUAGGUUUCAAGGCAAUGUUGGCUGCAUUUUUGGAGAACCAUUAUUUUGCUUCCAGUAUGUUGCCGACAAUGGAGGCCUGGACUCUGAGGAAUCCUAUCCAUAUGAAAGAAAGCUCGGGAGACUGGAAAGUCCAAGGUCACAGAGGUGCAUCUGGUGAGAGCCUUCUUGCUGGUGGGGACUCUCUGCAGAGUCCCGAGGUGGCACAGUUGUACUCUUCAUCUUCCUUGUAUUCUGGGAAGCAUGAAGUGCAGUGUCGUCUUAUCGAAGGUGUUCUGCACAUGCUAAGUGGUGGGGACGAGGAUCACAAUGAAGACAACUGGCCCCAUGACAUGAGGAAUCAUCUGGCUGGAGAGGCCCAGAUGUAGCAGUUAUGGGAUGUUACUUCACCAAACAGGUGAUGUUUCACACCUCAGGGUAACAGAACAUUUUGCCUGUCAGUGCCUAGCCACUGUUUACAAUCAGAGCCAAAAAGGCUUCUCUGAAGCGGAAGAAACUUUUGGGAAACAUGGCCCCUGUAGGCAGACACUUCAUGUUAGAGACACAGCUGCUUGCCUUGGUUUAGGUUGCUACCAAAACUCCCUCCAUGUUGGUAAUCAAAGCAAAACAGACAUGGAGCCAGAGCCUGAAUCAGAUCAUAAAACAAACAAACUAAUUCACAAGAGUCUUAGCACUUCAGUGGUGUUGUUCCCACCCUCCUGUGGAAAGGUCUGGACAUUUUAACAUAAACUGGCUGUGGAGUAGGCAAGAGUGCUGGUUAGCUUUUCAUUGAUUGAUACGGCAUUGCUGACAUUUGACUACUUUUCACCUUCAAAAUAGCCAUUUCAAGUCAUUCAGUGUAAUACUAGGUUUAAGUUUCGUUUUACUCCAAAUGUGUCUAUAUGCA
This is a messenger RNA of Chlorocebus sabaeus (green monkey), 1242 nucleotides long. RefSeq names its product putative inactive cathepsin L-like protein CTSL3P. The record is from RefSeq and is a predicted model, not a curated record. NCBI's taxonomy places the organism in Eukaryota, Metazoa, Chordata, Mammalia, Primates, Cercopithecidae.